Messenger RNA from Phlebotomus papatasi, 1461 nucleotides. It is a transcript of the gene Ubc7, whose product is annotated as ubiquitin-conjugating enzyme E2 G2. The record is from RefSeq and is a predicted model, not a curated record. The transcript has 5 exons. NCBI's taxonomy places the organism in Eukaryota, Metazoa, Arthropoda, Insecta, Diptera, Psychodidae. Gene Ontology annotation, cellular component: endoplasmic reticulum; cytosol. Bases 118 to 621 code for a protein of 167 amino acids.
UGCUAAAAUGCUGUGAGUCGUGUUGUCAAAAAUUACGUGAAAUCUUCAUGGAAGAGUGCGAACUGAAGAGAAAUUUCUAGUUUUUACCCAUUUCAUCGUCCACAUUCCUCCACCAGAAUGGCUGGAUCAGCCCUCAGACGUCUCAUGGCAGAGUAUAAACAGCUCACCCUCAAUCCUCCGGAGGGCAUAGUAGCUGGCCCAAUAAGUGAGGAUAACUUCUUUGAGUGGGAGGCGCUGAUAACGGGGCCGGAGGGAACAUGCUUUGAGGGUGGAGUUUUUCCUGCUAAGCUCAUUUUCCCGCCGGACUAUCCACUGAGUCCGCCAAAAAUGAAGUUUACCUGCGAGAUGUUUCAUCCGAAUAUUUUUGCGGAUGGAAGGGUCUGUAUUUCGAUCUUGCAUGCUCCUGGGGAUGAUCCGAUGGGCUAUGAAUUGUCGGCAGAACGAUGGAGUCCUGUGCAGAGUGUGGAGAAAAUACUCCUGAGCGUUGUUUCAAUGUUGGCCGAGCCAAAUGAUGAAUCUGGCGCCAAUGUCGAUGCAGCUAUUAUGUGGAGGGAGAAUCGCGAGGAGUUCAACAAUAUUGCCACAAAAAUUGUCCGGAAAACUCUCGGAUUGCCCUCAUAAAUCCUCAUCCAUUCCUCAAAUUCCCAGAAUUGCAGAUUUAGCUAGUGGUUCCUUUGUUUCCCUUUUGGUUUCUUCUCAAAAAUUCCCAGAAAAUUGCUUUUAUACCCCUUUUUUCUCGAUUUAGAGAUUGAACUGUUGCAUCUUGGUUUUUCCCUGUUCCGGCAAAAGGAGAAAAUCCUCAAGCAGGAAGGGAAUUAAAUAUAAUAAUAAUAAAAUAAAAUAGUCCAGAAAUAUUUGUAAUAUCUUAAUUUAUUUGUUGCACAAUCAACUUCCAACACUUUUAUAGCAAAAAUCUUACUAAUUGUUUUUUUUAGAGAAGAAGAAAAUGUGAGAGAACAUUUUAAUGAUAGAAAAAAUAAAGAUUUUAUUCACAAAAAAAAAUUAAAAAAAAAGAUAGUGGAAGUUAAAUUGGAUAAGACAUGAAAUAAAGGUAAUAAAAAAAGAUUUAUUAAAUACAAUUACACGCAGAGUAUUUUCUUUUUUCUUCUCUUCGGCGAGUUUUUUUUUAAAUUCUCUUUUGUCCAAUUCUUCAACAUUUAAUUUACUUUUUUUUUCUGGCAACAAUAGCAUAGAUUUUUUUCUUUCCACAAUAAUAAUUAUAGUCAAAAAAUGUGAUGUCAUUCAAAUACUAUUUUACAUUGUUACUAAUAUUUAUCGAAAACAUCUCAUGUUUAGUGCGAUUAUUUCAAUUUUAAUUUACUUUUUCUUAUAAUUUGUGUUUUUUUGUUUUUAUAAAAAUAAUUCUACCUACUAUCAGUCAUUUAAAGGGACAUUUCUUUUGCGUACAAUACCAUUCACGCGCAUUCUCACCAAUUUUUCUCAACGGUUUUGUUUUUUUUU